AGUAACUCUAUGCAGUCAACAGUCUUCCAGCACUCAGUUAAAGGCCUGCUUUUCGUGGAAGAAAAAGUCUAUGAGUGUUUCAAGCAUGGCAUCUCUCAGGUCGGGACAUUUUGCACUAGUCCUAGUUUUCGUUUUCGCACUAAGUUUGCAAACAUUGACUGAUGGACAAGGCCACUUUUGCGAAUGGAUCGGACAUUCUCCGUUCUGUUUCGGAGAGUGUCCUAAACUCACCUAUCCGAUCACGACUGCGAAAAGCGACCCCGUGAGAAUCCCGGGUUUCAGCAGGGUUCUUCCAUAUUUCGGUCGUUCUUGUGUCACUGGAUCGAAGAAACUUUGCUGUGGCGGAAAUGGACUGUUUUUUCCCGACAAGUAAAAUCUAAAAACAGGUUCAGUCAAAAUUAUGAACCAACGGCGUGCUUCUUUUUUUGCCUAAAAUUUUCUGGCUUCAUUGGAUGAUGCCCAAUUAUUUUCUCGCUCGGAAAUGCAUUUUUUCCAUUCUUUCCUGAAUGUGUGAGAAAUUCAUUGAAAUGCUUGAAUGGAUGCCUCGGAUAUUUCAAAGGAAUGAUUUAAAUAUAUUUAUUUUAAAUGUUCUGCUGGUGUACAUUUGUGUGCAAACUCCGUUCAACUCGAUUUUCAUUUUUUAUGAUUUUCUUGACCUCUGGUUUUUUUUUAUCAGAUUCAAAGGCGAAGAAUUGCAUUGGGUUGUUCAGUUGAUCAUCUGCGUGUUACAAUGCCACACAAUUAUUUUUCAGAUGAUUUAAACCUUGCCUCGAACUUUUAUUUGUGUUGUCAAGUGAAAUUAAGCGAACCGUUUCCGGCCUCUAUAUCAUGCUGAAUUCCUCCUUAAUUUCAAUUUUUACCUAAAUUGCUUUGUGCAUAAUAAACAAAAUAAUUUCAAAGGCAUGCAGGAAAGCUCUC
Molecule: messenger RNA, 918 nt
Organism: Notodromas monacha
Lineage: Eukaryota; Metazoa; Arthropoda; Ostracoda; Podocopida; Cyprididae
Source: the annotation of a GenBank genome assembly